Chroicocephalus ridibundus (black-headed gull) is the source of this 2223-nucleotide messenger RNA. RefSeq names its product reticulon 4 receptor like 2 (gene RTN4RL2). Gene Ontology annotation, cellular component: extracellular matrix. The record is from RefSeq and is a predicted model, not a curated record. NCBI's taxonomy places the organism in Eukaryota, Metazoa, Chordata, Aves, Charadriiformes, Laridae. Gene Ontology annotation, molecular function: protein binding. Bases 231 to 1499 code for a protein of 422 amino acids. The transcript is spliced from 3 exons.
GGCCGGCGGCGGGGGGCGGAGCGCGGCCGCCCCGGGAUAAGGCGCGGUGCGGGGCAGGGCUGAGCCCACCGGAGCUGCGGGCAGCACCGAGCCCACCCGCGCCCGCAGCCCACCCGCGCCCACCCGUGCCAUGCCCCGGCGGCGCGGCGGGGGUGAAGGGGGCGAGCAGCCCCCCCGGCGCCGGCCAUGAGCCCCCGGGCAGCGGGCAGCGCCUGAGCGGCGGCCCCGCCAUGCGGCCCCCCACGGCUCGCGACCUGCCCCAAGGCGGGCGCCUGGCGGCCCUGCUGCUGGCGGCGCUGGCGUGGGUGCCCGGCGGGGCGCCCGCCUGCCCCGCGCUCUGCACCUGCUACGUCUCGCCGCCCACCGUCAGCUGCCAGGCCAACAACUUCUCCUCGGUGCCCGCGGGGCUCCCGCCCGGCGCCCGCCGCCUCUUCCUGCAGAACAACGUCAUCGGGGCGCUGCGGGCGGGCACCUUCGGGCCCAGCACCGUCACCCUCUGGCUCUACUCCAACAACAUCUCCUCCAUCCAGCCGGGCACCUUCCGCCACCUGCCCGCCCUGGAGGAGCUCGACCUGGGUGACAAUCCCCACCUCCGCGUCCUGGCCCCCGACACCUUCCACGGCCUCCGGCGCCUCCAGGCCCUGCACCUCUACCGGUGCCAGCUGGCCAGCCUGCCCAGCGCCAUCUUCCGCGGCCUCCACAGCCUCCAGUACCUCUACCUGCAGGAGAACGGGCUGCUCUACCUCCAGGACGACCUCUUCGCCGACCUGGCCAACCUGAGCCACCUCUUCCUACACGGGAACCGGGUGCGGGCGCUGUCGGAAGGCGUCUUCCGCGGCUUGCCCAGCCUGGACCGCCUGCUGCUGCACGCCAACCGGCUGGUGGCCAUCCACCGCCGCGCCUUCCGGGGCCUGGCCCGUCUCACCAUCCUCUACCUGUUCAACAACAGCCUGGCGGCGCUGCCAGGGGACCCGCUGGCCGCCCUGCCCGCCCUGCAGUUCCUGCGCCUCAACGCCAACCCCUGGGCCUGCGACUGCCGCGCGCGCCCGCUCUGGGCCUGGUUCCGCCGCACCCGCGUCUCCAGCUCCCCUGUGCCCUGCGCCAGCCCCCCGCACCGCCGCGGCACCGACCUGCGCCACCUCCGCCCUCGUGACUUCGACGCCUGCCCUGACGAGGAGGAGGAGGAGGAGGAAGAGGAGAAGAAGAAGAAGAAGGAGGAAGAUGGCGGUGGGGUGGCGGUGAUGGGCACCCCCGGGCGGGCGCUGGGUCGCCCCGGCACCCUCCCGGCUGCGCCGCCCUCUGCUUUCUACCGCGACGGCUUGCCCCCCCACGACCUGCGGGGACCCCAGCCCCGGCCGCCCCCCCCAUCCCGCGACUCCCGGGGCCCCCCCAGUGAUGCCCGCUGCCCCCGGGCACCCUGCGCCCCCACGGCCGCCGCCACUGUCCUCCUGCCCCCCGUCCUCCUGCCCCUCCUGGGGCUGCUCCUGACCCGGCUCUGAGCCCCCCCAAGGGGGUCCCGGCUCCUCGGGGGGGCCUGUGCCCCCCUUCUCCCCAGGGGGGCUCCUAGAACUGUGGGGGGCAGCUGGGGUUGGGGGGGUGCAGGACACAGGGGGGUCGUCCCCCCAAUCCUGAACGGGAAAAACCCGCAACAGGAACCAAAAGGUGGGAAAUUAUUUAUUAAAAAUGGUCUUAUUUUGGGAGAGCGAGGCCUGGCUGCUGCGGGGGGGGGAGGCGGGGGGGCUGCUGCCUUUCCAGGUCACCGCCUGCUCCUCCUGAAAUAUUGAUGUCCCCGUCACCGCCGCGGCGGCUGGAGGGCAGCGAGGCAUGCACAGCUCCCUGCGGGGACCGAGGGGGGGGACGGACAGACACACCCCCCCGGCCAGUGCUGCCCCCCGAGCCGUGGGGCUGGCACACACAGGCACCCCCUGCCACCACAGGGCCCGGUGACACGACCGCCAUCACCCUGCCUUGGUGACACCCGUGGCGCUGGCACCCCAAACCCUUGGCGGGGGGUGGCACCACAGGCGGGUGUAACGGGAGCCACAGGGCCACCAAGCUGCUACCACCCGCGCUGUCACCCGCAUUGUCACCAGCGCCGUCCCCCGCGCCCUGCACGGCCUGACCCACUUCCCAGCAGCCGCCGACGCAUGGAUGGUGCUGAGCUGCGGACGGACGGAGCCCACCCUGGCCUGGGUCCGGCUGGGUGGGUGUCACCCCUGGGGU